AUGCAAUCACAAGGUGGAGGCUUUAACAAAGGCCUUGGAGAGGAGGUUACUGAGCAAGAGGUGUCAGAUGACUCUCUGGAUGGCACCACAAACGAAGCUACCCCAACAGAAAAUGAAGGCAGUUCUGGCAACACAGAGCAAGAACCUGAAGAGAAGAGCAUUGAAAAUGCAGUUAAUCAAAGGCAGUCUAAAGACAGUGUGAAUGAGUACAGCACCACCUUCCAAAGAGUGCAAAAGGAUGUUAAAACUCAAGAGAAAACUACCAGCUGCAUGUCCAGAGCAGAUCAACAGAGUGAACAAAAAUCAGAUGGUGAUGACAAAUCAAUAACUAGCUCACUCAGCCAAAAGACAGAAGAAAAGAGGGGCUGUGUAAGAAUGACAAAAAAGGUUCUGCGAGACAUCUGUAAAGAGCAGAAAUUAUACUGGACCCCCUAUUUAAAUGAUACACUUUACUUGCAUUAUAAAGGAUUUGGCCGUCUGGAGAACCUUGAGGAGUACACUGGCUUGAAGUGUUUGUGGCUCCAGUGCAAUGGCCUCAGCAAAAUCGAGAAUUUGGAGGCGCUGACAGAGCUGCGUUGCCUCUACCUGCAACUCAAUUUAAUUAACAAGAUUGAAAACCUGGAGCCCUUACAGAAACUGGUUUCCCUCAACAUCAGUAACAACUGCAUAAAGACCAUUGAGAACCUCUCUUGUCUGAAAGCCCUGGAGACUCUGCAGAUCGCUCACAACAAAUUACAGACGGUGGAAGACAUCCAACACUUGCAAGAAUGCCCAAGUAUUUCUGUUCUUGAUCUGUCCCACAACCACCUCAGUGAUCCCAGUAUCAUAACCAUCCUGGAGACCAUGCCUAAUUUGCGCGUGCUGGAUUUAAUGGGAAACCAAGUGAUAAAGAAAAUUGCUAACUAUAGAAAAACACUUACUGUCCGACUAAAGCAGCUAACAUUUCUGGAUGACAGACCAGUUUUCCCAAAGGAUAGAGCCUGUGCAGAAGCCUGGGCUGUUGGAGGGCUUGAAGCUGAGAAAGCAGAAAGGGAAAAAUGGGAAACCAGAGACAGAAAAAAAAUCCAAGACAGCUUCAAGGCUUUAGAAGCCAUCAGGCAAAAAGCAGAGGAAAAGAAAAAACAAAAGUAUAUGGAAGAAAGAGAUUCAAGCACAAAAGGUGGAAAUGAAGCUGCAACAGACAUCCUGGAAGGAGCACCUGCAAAUUCAGGUGACAGUGAUGGAAAUAGAUCAGAGACUUCAAAUGUCUCAGAAGAGAAAGAAACUCAAGAGACUGAGAAAUUCAGAAAUGAAAGAUCUGAAGUGAUAAUGCUUCCGUCAAAUAAGGGAGAUAACACAGACUUCCCAUCUGGAAACAUUCCUGCUGGAAUUCAAGAGGAUGCACAAGAAUCAAACUCUUACAAAUGCUCCAGCUUCAACAAGAUGACAGAUGAUCUCCCAAGAGAGAAGGCCAGGAUUCCUGAGCUGCAGGAAUAUGCUGACUCUGAACAGAUCCAACUAGAGACACCAGGGAAACUUUAUCUUGAUGAACUGCCUGAUUUGGAAGAUGUAGAUAAAGAUGAAUUUCCCCCAGAAGAAGAAAUCUUUGAUCAAGAGCAGGAACAUCACCCAAAGAUUGAAAUAAUUUCUGAAAUGACCAGUGACAGCCAUUCUGUGUUAGGGGAAAACACUAGCAGCCUGUGUGAGAACUCAGAAGUAGCAGCUCCAACAGCAAUCUUUUCAAGUGCAUGGAAGAUGCACAAAGAGCAGGAGCACCUCAGACCCCUUGUUGAAAGCUUGCUUACAGAGCCUGCUGCUUCAGGAAGGCAUCUGGAGGAAACCAAAGAUAAACAAGCAACCCCCCCAAAGCCUUUGAUACAAGAGGUUAUCACUGAGCCUGAGGAUCAUCUGCUCUUGUCACCAGUCUGCAAUGAGCCAGAUGACACAGUCAUGGGCAGCGAUGGAGAAGCACAGUGCCUGGCUGUGGGUGAGGGAUGUCCUCACAAAGCACAGGAUGAGGAGGAAAGUGAGAGUGGAUUAGAUUAA
Molecule: messenger RNA, 2025 nt
Organism: Indicator indicator
Lineage: Eukaryota; Metazoa; Chordata; Aves; Piciformes; Indicatoridae
Gene: DNAAF1
Product: dynein axonemal assembly factor 1
Exons: 13
Coding region: 1-2025 (674 amino acids)
Biological process (GO): cilium assembly
Cellular component (GO): axoneme
Molecular function (GO): dynein complex binding; protein binding
Source: RefSeq, a predicted model, not a curated record